Monopterus albus (swamp eel) is the source of this 537-nucleotide messenger RNA. Its product is annotated as zinc finger BED domain-containing protein 1-like. The transcript has a single exon. The record is from RefSeq and is a predicted model, not a curated record. The coding region runs from base 27 to 404 and encodes 125 amino acids. Gene Ontology annotation, molecular function: protein dimerization activity. NCBI's taxonomy places the organism in Eukaryota, Metazoa, Chordata, Actinopteri, Synbranchiformes, Synbranchidae.
AGAAUGCCCCUCUUGUGACAGCAGCAAUGUCUGCUGAUUUUACAGAGGAUGCUGCUGCUGCUCCAAAGAAGAAGAAGAAGGACUUGGGCAGCUUCUUCAAGGUCACCACAGACAAAGCUGCUGGACCUCCUCUGCAACAGGACCAGGCCAUAACUUUUGAGCUACAGUCGUACCUGCAGACAGAAACACUGGAUGCUGAGGAAGACCCACUGAAGUGGUGGAAGGAAUCUCAGAGAAUCUACCCACGGCUUUCCAACCUGGCAAGGAAAUAUCUUUGUAUUCCAGCCACAAGUUCUUCAUCAGAGCGAGUCUUUAGCACUGGCGGAAAUAUUGUCUCCUGCUUGCGUUCAUCACUGAAACCAGAUUAUGUGAAUGGGCUGGUGUUUCUGGCUAAAAACCUUUAAGGUUUAUAUCUGUAACCCUACCAGCAUUUUGGCCAUGUUGAAACAUAUUUACUUAGGCUAUAGUUGAAGUUCAACUUAUUUUCUGUUAGUUCUAAGCCAUGGUAUGCCAAUCUUAAAAUAUUAUUGGACUGAG